CACCGAAAGAGCGAGCGAGAGACCAAAACAACCAAAAUAAGUUACGUGAAAUUAUAAAUAAAAAAUAAGGAAAUAAACGUUCAGUGGUGGAUCAGUCAAAUACAACAAAGUCAGCGCUCCAAAAACUAGCAGCACAUUUCAGUUUUCGCCUCGUGCCAUGUGAGCAACUUUAAAUUUAAAUCGGAUCGGAAAUCAGUUUGUGCGGUGCGGGUGUGCUAAUUAGCGGAAGAAGGCAAUUUAUUAAACGCGAAAAAAACCCCACAAUAAAAACUCAUAUUUCGACACGAAACCUAAGUUAAAUCGCCGUUCUGUCGAGUUGUGCACCGCACCAAAUGAAUGUGCAAUAAAUCAAUGAAGUGGGAGAGGAGCAAGAGGCAGAGAGACGGAAGCAGCGCCAACAACAGAAGCAAGGAGAGCAAGACUUAACGGGACACCUAAAACUUAUUGGCACUACGAGAUUUUCACGCUAGUUCUAGUUUAAUAGCUCAAAAAAUGGACGAAGUUUUCAGCCUGCACAUGGAUAGGCUGGACGUUUACGACGUUCUUCUUUUGGCUGGCAUUCUCUCCGUGAUAAUAUUGAUCUGUAUUUAGUUUAAAUUCGAUUUAAAACUAGCAAAAAUGCAGCAAGAAACGCAGCGACGUAAAUGUUGUUGUGAAAUUACACGAAAAACAGCUGCUCAUUAUCGGACCAGUGUUGGAAAGGGCGCGCUUCUCACACUGCCCAGCAAACAAAUACUUUGCGGUAUUAUUAAGUUAAUUCAAAAUCUAAAUUUAAAUUCACCGAACAAUAGCCCUGGAAUGUUAUUCAAAAAUGUCAUAAGCCCGACACUUUCAUUUGCUCAGACGUUAAUUUUAUUAUUUAUCAACUGUUUAUACAAUUUAUUUGUAAAGACUGAUUUCCUGUAUGUAGAUAUAGUCUAAUGCAAUAAAAUUAAAUGAAAAGUAA
Drosophila elegans is the source of this 946-nucleotide messenger RNA. RefSeq lists its product as uncharacterized. Lineage: Eukaryota; Metazoa; Arthropoda; Insecta; Diptera; Drosophilidae. The record is from RefSeq and is a predicted model, not a curated record. Bases 493 to 591 code for a protein of 32 amino acids. The transcript is spliced from 2 exons.